CAACACAAAGCAACACAUAAACACAAAACAACCAUGGACUGGUUUUCAUGGCUAUCAAAAACUCACCUUGACCCUCCAUUCAUCCAUGAAUAUGCAGUGGCUUUCUCCCACAAUCAACUCGAAGAAGACGACAUUUCGUAUUUCAACCAUGAGUUCCUUCAAAGCAUGGGCAUCUCCAUAGCUAAACACAGGCUAGAGAUUCUCAAGCUCGCUAAAAAGUCAUCGGGUUUGCACCCGAUGGCUCGGUUAAUCGCAACCGUCAAGAAAACCAAGAGAGCAUUGGCUCAACAUGUUCACACUUGGCUGCACCGGAAUGAUUCGGCCUUGGUUUUGGUCAAGAAAAGGAGUUAUAGUUCUAGAUGGAAAGGGGCCUUGGUGAAGAGAAGUAACAGGUUGGUGAUGAGCAAACAAGGGUCUGGGACUCUUUUGAUCAGCAACGGGUACCGGCCGGUGGUUAGAGCCGGUAGUGCUAAGGUGAAUAGCUUUUCGGGUUCGUUGGUUUAUGAUCACCGGCUUGAUGAAAGUAAGGAAGAUGAUGGCAAGUAUAGAGAUAAUGUGUAUAGUGAUGAUGAAGUCUACGGCGGUUAUGGUGGCAGUGAUGGUGGUGAUGAAUAUUGGGCUGGUUGUGGUGGUGUUGAUCAAGAGAUCAAAUGGGAUGCCAUGUUCCAGAAUUUAAAGCCCACUUAAAAGGUGUUACUUGUUAGGCAUAAGCAUUAUUAUUACAUAGUAAAACUUUUUAUCUACUUUUAAUACAUGAUCAUAUUUUUUUGAUACAUGAUAUAGUUUGGACUUUUGAGUGUGUGUAACUUUAGAUUAAGAUAGCUUUAUUUUGAUUAUUAUUAUUGCUAUUGUUAUUGUUGUUAUCAUCGAGGGUGUAAUUAUCAGAUUUGAAUGAUUAAUUACAAAUUGUUUAUUCAUAUUAUUAAUUAUGUUGUA
This is a messenger RNA of Helianthus annuus (common sunflower), 936 nucleotides long. RefSeq lists its product as uncharacterized. The transcript has 2 exons. The record is from RefSeq and is a predicted model, not a curated record. Gene Ontology annotation, molecular function: protein binding. Lineage: Eukaryota; Viridiplantae; Streptophyta; Magnoliopsida; Asterales; Asteraceae. Bases 34 to 687 code for a protein of 217 amino acids.